Messenger RNA from Chelonia mydas (Green sea turtle), 581 nucleotides. RefSeq names its product zinc finger and SCAN domain-containing protein 29-like. The transcript has 2 exons. The record is from RefSeq and is a predicted model, not a curated record. The coding region runs from base 51 to 524 and encodes 157 amino acids. Lineage: Eukaryota; Metazoa; Chordata; Testudines; Cheloniidae.
UGCGCUCCAGCUGCAGGAAUUAUGAUAUCUUUGGGCAGAUAUCAAGGGACAUGCUGGAAAGGGGCCAUGACCGGGACACACUGCAGUGCAGGGUUAAAGUGAAGGAGCUGUGGAAUGCCUAUGGCAAAGCCCGAGAGGCAAGCAGCCGCUCUGGUGCUGCCCCCGCGACCUGCCGUUUUUACAAAGAGCUGGACAUGAUACUUGUGGGCGACCCCACCUCCAUGCCGAGGACCACCAUGGACACCUCAGAGGCCAGUGCAACAAGGCAGGAGGAGGAGGAGGAGCAGCAGCAAAGCGGGAGCGAGGGUGCUCCGGCAGAGGAAGACACCCGAGAAUGCCUAGAUGCAUGCAGCCAGGAGCUGUUCUCAAGCCAGGAGGAAGGUAGCCAGUCACGGUGGCCGGUGCUUGGGGAAGGACAAACACCAGAGGAGGUUCCCGAUGCAACCUUGAGAUCUCAACCGUCCGUUUUAUCAACGGCCAAGAGGCAAUCAGGAAGGCAAAAGAAUCAGGAAGAGGCCACGUAGAAGCAAAGUCAUGCAGCAUUCAACUAAUGAAAAUAAAAAAGUGCAGGAGUGGCAGGA